AAUUAUUUUGUUCAGUAAAGUCAGAAGUACGUGUUCUUGCACCUAGUCCGUCACAGGUGAUUUGAUGCACGGUACAAACCGAAACAAAGCAAAGAAUGCUGUAGAGGGUGACUAACAAACAUAUUGCUAUUAUAUGCAAUAACACAUGCACACAUACAAAUGUUCAGUCUAUAUGUAUACAUGUUCACAUUAUUUUCGUUCUUUUUCUAUUUCUAUGCUUCAUAUUUAGCUCAGCCUUCGAACAAAUGUUGCACAGUAUACGCUCCCAACCUUUUGAUAAAUAAAACAUUAAGCGUAUUCUCACACAAGCAUGGCAGCAACCUUAGUGAAUCCACAUGAAAGAGAAUGUGCAGUGUGCAUGAAUGACUUCAAAACACCAAAGAUUCUACCCUGUGGUCAUCUCCUGUGUCGAGAAUGCGUAGUUUCCUGGAUUUUCUCAAAAACUGACGCUGGUUGUCCAUUGUGUAGAUGUCCUAUAGUAGAGUCCCGAGGUCCUGCAAAACAAAUAGAUAAAUUUGUUGACGCCCUGCCGACAGAUUUUGUGAUGGAAGCUCUAGUGGACAGCGCCCGUUUGCUAGCUAAGCAUCGUAUUUGUCACGUAUGUGAUGAUGUCAGUGCUGAAUUCAUCUGUAUGCAGUGUCUGGACAUGAUGUGUUCAUCGUGUGCCAAUAUACACAAGAAGAUGUCCAUCAGCCGCAGUCACGAUGUGGAGAGUGUCAGCACUGUAACACCUGAACGUCUGGCUGCCAGCCGCCCUGCACUGUGUGCUGACCACGGCGACAAACACGCGGAGUUCUUCUGUACUAAUCACAGCCUCGCUGUCUGCGCAUCAUGCAGCUCCAAGAAACACAAAACAUGCUCCAGAGUCUGUCUUCUGGACGACAUAAAAUUGUCAAACAAAAAUACUCUAGACGACUUGAUGAAGGUCCUUGUUGAGGCGGAGAACCAGACAGAAAAUGCUCUAAUUCAUCUUGAUGCUUGUUUCAAGGAGGUAGACGAUAGCGAAAGAAGUGACAUCAGGAAAGUGGACGAAGUAUGCGAUCGGCUUCAGGAACUGGUUGAAAAAUGCCGUAGGAUGUUAAAGGAACAGACUUGCGAUUUACAUUCCAGGGUCAAGAGUUCACUCAGUGACGCGAAGGCAGCUUUCGGCAAGCGGCUGGCAAAGGUUACGUCACACAAACAUAUCGUGUCGCGAGCCAAAGCAGCAGCUCCAUGUCUGGCAAUGAUCCGGGCAACUAGCGUUCUCUCAGACAGGGUCAACAGCCUUGACCUUAAGUUGGAACUGAGGGCAGAAAUCUUGGCAAUGCCUAGGACCAGUGAGAAAGCACGUGAUGACGUGGUCAUACAGAUAGAGAAACAGCUUCGAAUGUUGGAACAACUCAAGUCUGAGCCUGAGCCUGAGAAGCAGGUCCUUAAGUUUAGCGCAGCUUAUGGGAAGAUGACUCCCCGAAAACUUAUCAAAAUGCCAGCAGAAGACAAGGAGUAUGGGCUGUUCUUUCUAGAAAGUGGAAAAGUGGUGUCACGUGAACCGCUGAAGCCAAAUAUUCAUUACAGGAUUUCUCUAAUAGAAAAUGUAUGGGAAGAGUUUACAAAUCACUUGCAGUUUGGAGUGUCAGGAAAAGAUCCAUCCGCUUGCAACUUACAAGAGAAACAAGACUUCAGUGUUUCCAGAUGGAUUAAGUGGACGGCGAAAGGAAGCUAUGCUGGACUGAUGAUGGAUUCUUCUAAAGUCCUUCACUUUUAUUUUGAGGACAAAGAAAUAGGGACACAGAAGAAGAAUGUCCCUAGACCCUGCUAUGCCAGUUUUUACAUUCAUACCCGUUGCAUUCAAGGUGUCGAUACUACCUUUAAUCAAAGCAAAGUAACGACUAUCAAAAAUGAACAGUCAGCUGUAAAGAACAGCGACAGAGAACUCCCCGUGAUCAGUUCUUUCAGGUGGUUCUACUGUACUCUUUGCCUGUUGAUGACUAUCAUCAGCCUUCAUAACAGUUUUUAAAAAUAAAACUUAAUGAAAUUUAAUUUUAGAGGUAUUUGAUAUCGGGAGAUUAUAAGAAGCAAUGAAAAAUCUUUAAAAUGGAAUGUGAUUUUUUGUUAAUUAACUAGGAAAUUAAUCUUAUUAUUUUUCUGGGAAUCCACAGGACAACAAAUGUAUUUCGACAAAUGUAAAUGUACUAUAGACACUGCUACAAAUAAAAUUAAACUGGAAUAUACAAUAUAUCUAUUGUAAUUGAAGAAAAUAUAUCACAAUAAUAUGUUAAUUACUUUUUAAUUACUGCAGCUAGUGUAUUUUGUCAA
Messenger RNA from Pomacea canaliculata, 2295 nucleotides. Its product is annotated as transcription intermediary factor 1-alpha-like. Bases 311 to 1996 code for a protein of 561 amino acids. The record is from RefSeq and is a predicted model, not a curated record. NCBI's taxonomy places the organism in Eukaryota, Metazoa, Mollusca, Gastropoda, Architaenioglossa, Ampullariidae. The transcript has 6 exons. Gene Ontology annotation, molecular function: zinc ion binding.